Myxocyprinus asiaticus (Chinese sucker) is the source of this 2809-nucleotide messenger RNA. It is a transcript of the gene slc6a1l, whose product is annotated as solute carrier family 6 member 1, like. Gene Ontology annotation, cellular component: plasma membrane. The transcript is spliced from 14 exons. Lineage: Eukaryota; Metazoa; Chordata; Actinopteri; Cypriniformes; Catostomidae. The record is from RefSeq and is a predicted model, not a curated record. Gene Ontology annotation, molecular function: gamma-aminobutyric acid:sodium:chloride symporter activity. Bases 26 to 1822 code for a protein of 598 amino acids. Gene Ontology annotation, biological process: neurotransmitter transport; sodium ion transmembrane transport.
ACUGUGGUGUGACGCUGUUCCUGUGAUGGGGAAGACCCGCCAGAGCACGGUGGACCUCAACUCCCCAUCGGACGUGAAGCAGGCGGUGCCAUUUGAGGACCUGGACCACAACAGUGUUCCUGUAGAAGACGAGAAGAAUAAUAAUAUACCAGACAGAGGAGCGUGGAAGGGCAAGUUUGACUUCCUGCUGUCCUGCGUUGGAUAUGCCAUUGGGCUGGGGAAUGUGUGGAGGUUCCCAUAUCUGUGUGGAAAGAAUGGUGGAGGAGCAUUUCUGAUCCCAUAUUUCACUACUCUGGUGUUUGCCGGUAUCCCGCUGUUUCUGCUGGAGACGGCGCUAGGACAGUUUACGUCAGUGGGGGGCCUUGGAGUAUGGAAACUAAUACCCAUGAUGAAAGGUGUGGGUUUGGCCGCUGUGGUUUUGUCCUUCUGGCUUAACAUCUACUACAUCAUCAUCAUUGCGUGGGCUCUCUACUAUCUCUUCAGCUCUUUUAGAGCGGAGCUGCCAUGGCAAACUUGUGAUAACCCUUGGAAUACUGAGCGCUGCUUUUCCAACUACAGUCUAACGGAUACUACCAACCUGACCAGCACGGUUACUGAGUUCUGGGAGAGAAACAUGCAUCAGUUAACAAAUGGUUUGGAGGAGCCAGGGGAAUUGCGCUGGCCACUGGUCGGGACUCUGGCGUUGUCCUGGAUCCUUGUAUAUUUCUCAAUCUGGAAAGGAGUGGAGUGGACAGGGAAGGUGGUGUAUUUCUCAGCUACUUAUCCUUACUUCAUGCUCUUCAUUUUGUUCUUCCGAGGAGUUACACUCCCUGGGGCGAAAGAUGGCAUCCUCUUCUACAUCACCCCUGACUUUAACAAGCUUUUAAAAUCUGAGGUGUGGUUGGAUGCUGCCACUCAAAUCUUCUUCUCAUAUGGUCUGGGUUUAGGUUCGCUCAUUGCUCUGGGCAGCUACAACCCAUACAACAACAAUGUCUACAGAGAUUCAAUCAUCGUGUGCUGUAUUAACUCCUGCACCAGUAUGUUUGCUGGGAUCGUCAUAUUUUCCAUUGUGGGCUUCAUGUCGUACAUUACAAAGAGGCCCAUUGAAGAACUGGCAGCCUCAGGCCCAGGUUUGGCAUUUCUAGCCUAUCCUCAGGCCGUCACCCAGCUGCCCAUGUCUUCACUCUGGGCCAUCCUCUUCUUCUCCAUGCUGAUGAUGCUGGGAUUGGACAGUCAGUUUUGUACAGUGGAAGGCUUCAUAACAGCUCUGAUGGAUGAGUACCCCACAGUCCUGAGGAAGAGGAAGAAACUCUUUAUCCUCAUUGUCUGCAUCAUAUCCUUCAUCAUCGGCUUCUCCAACAUCACACAGGGCGGUUUGUACGUGUUCAAAUUGUUUGACUACUACUCAGCCAGUGGAAUGUGUUUGCUGUUCCUGGUCUUCUUUGAGACAAUCUCCAUUUCCUGGUUUUACGGGGCAGAAAAAUUCUACAGAAAUAUUGAAGACAUGAUUGGUUAUCGGCCGUGUGGCUUUUGGAAACAAUGCUGGAUUUACUUUACUCCAACAAUCUGUUUGGGGGUUUUCACAUUCAGUGCCAUUGAAAUGACUCCUCUGACAUUGGGGAAGUAUGUGUACCCGGCCUGGGGUCAGGGCAUCGGCUGGUUAAUGUCCCUCUCUUCCAUGGUUCUCAUACCCGGAUAUAUCAUCUUUAUGUUCUUCACCUCCAAAGGCAGCAUCCGACAGCGCUGGCACAAGAUGACCAAACCCUCUGAGCUCAAAACCCCAGAUGCCAACGAUCUCACACAACACUCACAAACAGGAAGUAUGAGCGAAGCUUCUGUUUGACAUCAUCUCCUCCUGUGCAAUGGGCAUUAAAGACAGUGACCAGAAGAAAAUUACUAUUCCUCUAUUCCAUCCAUCUUUAUAUGCUGGAGAACAAAAGUACAAAACAGAAUGUACAAAAUGGAAUUAAGUGAACCACACACAUUUAUCUGACACGUUUAUUCCUUCCAUUUCUUUCUACAUCCAUCUCUGAAGUUGCCUUGAGCAUAAUAUUCUCAUAUUCCUGUGUCAUUGAGUGUUGGUAUAAAUCUAGAUGUGAUCCAGGCAGUUUGUAGGCCUUUCAUUGACACUUACAAAGAAGCCCAUGCUGCGUUCCUGCAUUAAAUUCCUCAGAUUUCUGACCUCAGAUACCAAUUGUGGAGUGAGUGUAUGUCUUUAGUGGGAUAGCCUGGUCAAUGUCAACAAAUAUUAUAUUUUAUAGUGGCUUAUUUUGAGAGCCAAAUACUCUGUCUUGUUUUCAACUCAAAUUACAACAGCAAACCAUCAUUACUACUAUAGGCAUACAGGAAAAGAAUGGAUGUUUAUAAGAACAGGAAAGGGGAACACUUUAUUUUUGCUGUAUGAACAUUGCAAGCAUGUACAGUAUGAACGGAGAUAUCAAUACAUAACUGUGACACGUAAUUGUUUUACAAAUCUAUUACUUGACAGCUAAAUAAGCUUACAAGCUCAAAUAAUUCAGUAUAACUCAAAUUUAUGUGCAAGUGGGAGGAGGUUUUUUCCUCCAAUAAAUAUGUAGCACAAAACAUAUUUGGACACUCAAGCCAAACUUAAAAAAGUAUAAAUGUCAAUAUAGUCACACCAAGUGGCAUUUAUUGUAAAGAAAGAUAGCACAUGCAGCCUUUUCUUUUUAACAAAAUAAGACAAUGUUUAGUGGACGGUUAAGUUAGUGAAGCAUGUCUAUAGUUAAUGUGAAGAACGUCUUGGUUACUAUUGUAACCUCUGUUCCCUGAUGGAGGGAACGAGACGUUUUAUCGAUGUAGUGACACUAGG